This is a messenger RNA of Bombina bombina (fire-bellied toad), 3467 nucleotides long. RefSeq lists its product as uncharacterized. The transcript has 10 exons. NCBI's taxonomy places the organism in Eukaryota, Metazoa, Chordata, Amphibia, Anura, Bombinatoridae. Bases 1 to 1803 code for a protein of 600 amino acids. The record is from RefSeq and is a predicted model, not a curated record.
AUGACUCACCAGCAGAACAUUCACAUAAAGAGACAAAUCAAUCUGAAACAGAAAAGUGACCAAGAAGCAGAAGAUCAUUCAGAUAAAGAGACUGCUGAUUCUGAAACAAGAAAAACUGUUUUGAAGAGAGAUGACUCACCAGCAGAACAUUCAGAUAAAGAGACAGAUCAAUCUGAAACAAGAGAAGAUUUUAAUCAAAAUAAAAACGACCAAAAAGCAGAACAUUCAGAUAAAGAGACAGCUCAAAUUGAAACAGGAGAAGCUUCUCAUCAGAAUAUAUAUGAUUUAGCAGCAGAAGAGUAUUCAGCUAAAGAGACUGUUGAAUCUGAAACAAGAGAAGAUCCUGUUCAGAAGAGAGAUGACUCAGUAGCAGAUGAACAUUUAGAUAAAGAGACUACUGAAUAUGAAACAAGAAACACUUCUGAUCAAAAUAGCAGUGGUACAGAAAGGACUGAAUCAGUAACAAGACACAAUUCUAAUGAAACAACUGAUAUAAAAUCUGAAAAUUAUCCUGGUGCACUUCUCGAACUAAAUGUUCAUCCUCAAACUGCAAAAUUGGGAAGCGAUAUCCUCAUCCCUUGCAUAUUCACUGCAAACAAAAUCCCUGUUAACCCUAAAUUUCUGGCUAUAUUUUGGUACUUUCAAGAAAAAGAGAUUUUGAGAUAUGAUAAUAUUGUGACAAGAUCGCAUCGCAGGGUGUCCUUAAAUACAGAUAGAGCAGUUUAUGGGAUUGCUUCUUUGUCGAUUUCCAAUGUAAAAAUAUCUGAUUGUGGAAUCUAUAAGUGUUCAGUGACUUAUAGUCCCGAAAAAAAGGAGAAGGAAGUCACGCUUGAUGUUCAUGCUCCCCCAACUAUUACAAUCACUAAUAAUAUGGUUGAAAAGGAUAUAGAGAGUAUACUGCACAGCACAAUCACUGGCUUCUAUCCUGUAAAGAUUGAUAUUGAAUGGCUCAGAGACAAAGAAGUCCUGAAAUCUGUUAAUCAUUCUGAACCCCAGCAAAAUUCUGAUGGAACAUACACGGUAAAAAGCUCUGUCACGUUAACACCCACCGAGGAAAGCAAAAAUCACAACUACUCAAUCAGGGUCCAACACGUAUCUCUUUAUGAACCUUUGCAGAAAAAAAUCCAACUGGUCUAUGACGCAACCAGCAAACCAUAUGUUCUAUAUAUUGUAAUUGCUAUAAUCAUUUCCAUCAUAUCAAUAGUAAUUAUUGCUUUGAUCAUCAAGUGUGUCAGAAGACGCAGGAACAAUGUUCUUGUGGCGAGCACAGAGGGAUCCAGCACCGAUGGUGACCUACCUUUGCAGGCUUCUGAGAUUGCUGUAACAACAUGUGAGAUGGAGGAGGAAGUGGCUCCCUCGGAGUCUGAUGAUCAGACAGGAACUAAACAGGCAAAUGUAAAGGAGGAUUUGAUAAAGAGUCCAAGAAAAACAAAUCAAGAUCCUAAAGCCCCAGAAGUUGAAGAAAUAGAAAUACCCGAGCUGAUAAUAAAUACUGAAGCUGAGUUUAAAUGUAAAUGCUCUUAUUAUUUCCCAAAUGAUCUGCGGGUUAAAUGGCGCCAAAAAGAGGGAGAAAGAGACUUUGUUUGUCUUAAUUCAAGAAACUGCAGAAUUCCUGAUCUUCAACAAGAAGAGCAGCCUGAUGGCACAUUCACAUGUACUGCAAUAUUAGGUUUCACUCCUUCAGAGAACUCACAGGAAGAACUUGAAUUUGAGUGCACAGUGGAACAUUCUGCUCUCAAAAACCCAAUUACAAAAACCACAGGACCCCUUACAAUUUUAGAGGGGACACCAGCAGAAAGUUAAUCAACUGUGGAGACUACUGAAUCCAAACCAGAAGAAGCUUCUAAUCAUAAGACACCAGAAAGCAAUCAUUAUGUGGAGAAUGCAGUGUCAGAAACACAAGAAACUACUAAUCAGAAUAGUGACGACUCUUUAGCUGAAUAAUAAUCCUUGUGUGGAGAAUGCUGAACCGGAACAAUUAUAACCUGUAAAUCACAAAAGUGAUAACUCAACAGCAGAAAGUUAUCCUUAUGAGCGUGCUGAAUCAUGAACAGUAGAAGUUUCCAAUCAGAAGAUGAAUGACUUGAAACCAGACCAAUAUUCUUGUAUGGAGAGAGAACCAGAAACAGGAAAAGCUUUGAAUCAAAAGAGUGAUAAUUCAGCACCAUACAAACAUUUCAGUUUUGAAUUGUUGAAUCAGAACCGAGAGAAGCUUCCAAUCAGAAGAGUUAUGACUUAUCAUUGGAAAAACAUUUUAGUAUGGAGAUUGAGAAAUCAAAAACAGGAAAAGCUUCAAAUCAGAAGAUGAAUGACCCAGCACCAGACAGACACUCUAGUAUGGAGAGAGCUGAAUCAGAAACAGGAAAAGCUUUUAAUCAAGAGUGAUAAUUCAGCACCAGACACACAUUCCAGUUUUGAAAUUGUUGAAUCAGAAUCAGGAGAAGCUUCUAAUCAGAAAAGCCUAAUUGUUUUUUCGUAAAAUGGACUGAACAUUGGCAUUUCAUGGGCAUAUAUGAAAUUGUCUCUCAAAUCCCAGUGUAAUUCGUAAACAUUUACCCCUACAGAACUCCCUGUUUUUUCUCGCAACUUAAAAGCUGGCAAUCAAAAUACGCAAAACACUAAUAACUCUGAAUGGAAAACCUAGGCAUAUGAAAAUAACAGCAACUUUAAGGUACAUUGCUCUGAAAACAGCGUUGUUUGAAUUUUUUUAUGUGUAAUUUUAAAGUUUAAACAUACACUCCUUCAUUGCAAUUUUUUACAUAGCAGAUAGCGCUCAUUAUUUCUAUCGGAAGCAUCUUCACUCGCAGGGACAGUCCCUUUUUUUAUAGAAUUCCAUGAGGGUUGCUCCUGCUAGUGUCGGUGUGUAAAACCAUGUUUAGACCGGCGGAUUUUAUAGAAUCGGCCCCUAAGGCUUGGUUACCUUUUCCCUCUGAGUACUGUGACCUUGAAAUCUAUUUUGUGCAACAAGUUGUAAUACAACUGCAGCGUGAGAACUAACCCUUAUUAUAACUAAUACAUGUUUGUUAGACAAUAUACAAAACAGCACCUACAUCACUGCUUGUUGAAAGAGUAUCAUUUUUGCAGUUUGCUUAAAACUGAAACUAUAUGAGUCUAGAUGAUGAGGCAAAUGAAACUUGAACAAAGACUUUAACUGAACACAGACAAAAUGAAACAGGUUAGAGAAGCCUUAAAGAUUUAUUAGCAGAGCUGGUUCUAACCAACACAGCAGACUAAAACCUGAACACAAAAUACAAGUAAAGCAGAAACGUGUGCUCUGUCCCUGUAGAGGUGAGACUUUACUGAAAUAUCUUUUACUGAUGAGAUAAUGUUCCUCCUGUGUGUGAUCAUGGUGAUCUACCUACCAUUGUAUGCUACCUUUUCACUGAACCACUUGAAGAUAAGUAUUGCAUAAUCAUUUCUUUGUUUUAGUAUAAAGUUUCAAUAAAAAAUUAUCUGAUUUCACAACA